Molecule: messenger RNA, 1728 nt
Organism: Canariomyces notabilis
Lineage: Eukaryota; Fungi; Ascomycota; Sordariomycetes; Sordariales; Chaetomiaceae
Product: P-loop containing nucleoside triphosphate hydrolase protein
Exons: 3
Coding region: 1-1728 (575 amino acids)
Cellular component (GO): mitochondrial matrix
Molecular function (GO): ATP hydrolysis activity; ATP binding
Source: RefSeq, a predicted model, not a curated record
AUGCCAGUCCUAGUGCACCCCCGAGCGCCAACAUGCGCGACGACGCGGAGACUCGUACGGCUUCGGCACCCUACCUACUCGACAUCAAGUGUCCUUCUCGCCGCCCCUCGCCGGUCGCAGUAUUUCAACUCGGGCUUCACUACAAGCUACGAUCCAAAUCAGGAGACAAGCAGGGGCCCCAUAUUCUCCAAAGCUACCUUCGGCGUCCCGCAAUUCUACCCGCGGGAUUUGAAGAGGCGGGUAGAUGACUACGUUGUCGGCCAGGAUCGCGCAAAGAAGACGAUAUGUGCAGUUAUUUUCAACCACUACCAGGGGCUACGGCGUCGACAGCACCACGAGAUUCAGGAUCAGCGGUUGCGGGAGAAGUUGCAGAGGCAGAGAUACGCACAAGACCGAGACGCCUUUGAACAUGCGGGCUACAACAGUAGCCCUGCGCAUCCCGUGGAAGAUGAAUUUCCUGGGCACCAUGAAUCUGUUCGGGGCACGCAUGCGCCGACGGAAUCGGUGUUCGAACCCCCGCGAGAUGAUUUUUACAUACCGGAGGACUUCGCGGCGCCUCGGCAUGUAAAGAUAGACAAGAGCAACCUCCUCUUGAUCGGACCGACUGGCGUUGGCAAGACCUACAUACUAGAGACACUGAGCAAGAAGCUUAAUGUGCCGUUUACGAUAAGCGAUUGCAACUCAUUCACACAAGCUGGAUAUAUCGGACAAGACGUUGAGACGUGCAUCGAACGGCUCCUUAUCGAGGCCAACUACGACAUCAAGGCGGCCGAGCAUGGAAUCGUCGUGCUGGAUGAAUUCGACAAGAUUGCCAAACGCGAGACAGUAAAUGGCAGGGACGUGGGAGGCGAGGGCGUCCAGCAAGCCCUUUUGAAGCUAGUCGAGGGGACCAAGGUCACUGUGAACAUCAAGGACCACCGCUCAUCCCGUACAACAAGCAACCCACCAGGCAGCUACGGGCCCUCGAGCCCACAGUCGUCUCCGCCGCCAGGCAAAGUUGACCAGUACACUGUCGACACAACCAAUAUUCUCUUUGUCUUUUGCGGCGCCUUUGUCGGGCUGGAUAAGAUAGUUAUGAGAAGAGUCUCCAAACCGUCAAUCGGCUUCGGUUCCGAAAUUCGUGGUCGUGGUUCCUCAAUGUCAAGCCUCAAGGAUGUCCUGCCCCCGGAGAUGUACAGCCAUCUCCCGCAUCAGCCUGUCUUCACCGACGGCUCGUCGUCGAGCAGCAGCUUUACCCCGCUGGAUCUGACUACGCCGGCCGAUCUGCAAGCCUUCGGCUUCAUUCCAGAGCUGAUCGGGCGGCUUCACAACAUCUGCGCUCUUACGCCCCUGUCCCUGGAUGAACUCUACCGCAUAUUGACGGAGCCGAGGAACAGCCUGGUGGCGCAGUACACAGCGUUAUUCGAGACGUAUCCUAGUAAGUUGUUCUUCACGCGCCGAGCGCUGUACGCCAUUGCCGAGCGAGCGGCCAAGAACGAGACCGGGGCGCGGGGCCUCAAGAUGGAAAUGGAGCGGGUACUGGCCGAGCCCAUGUUUGACGCCCCUACCCCGUACGUGCUCAUCACGGAGGGGUGUGUCAAUGGCACUGAGAAAGCGAUCUAUUGGGGGAAGGACGGCAGGAUGGAGCUUGAGAGGAGAAUGCAGGAGGAGGACGAAAAGAUGACGGGGACGGGCGAACCUGACGUUACCUUUGAGCAGUUCCGUGAGGCAGGCCUAAGCGGUGCUUGA